CGUAGGUGCUUGUGCUCUUCACCAGAAAGAUCAGAAACAUGAACCUUCAUUUGUAGGGGAACUGUCUUCGUAAUGAAAGCACAAUUUCCGAUGAUUGUAGUUUUGAAUUUAGAAGUGGAACGUUGUUCUAAAGGGGUUUCAUUACACAUUUUGUACAAAAUUGAAUGAGACUCGGAGGAUGACAUUUGAUAUGCUGGUGUGUAAUGGAGGGUAAUUUUGAACUUUCGUUUUGACACGGACUUUAUUUACCAGCAUGAAAAAGAGAAGUGAGGUAGUAUGGUGACACAUUUUGCACAUAAUUCCGAUAAAAAGUCGAAUGCAAAUUUCCACCAAUUACUGUCAAGGAUCAUGUUAUCAUAAUUCAGGCUGCUGUGUGUGGCGUAAAUAAAAUAGUGACCGAGUAAUAACCUCAGAAGGAGAUUCAUAAAAAAACGUCAGCAAACAUUGCGUCAGCUGCAAGAGAAGUCUAACACGUCUAACAUAAGAAGGGCGUUGCGCAAGUGCAACAUGUGCCGGUAGUUUAUUUCUUGCCACGAGGCCUUAGGUCAUCAAUUUUAAUUAAUAAACAAUUUAAGCCAACGUGGUAUAUUGUGAGCACGUUGUGGAACCAUAAGGAUAGAAAGUUUCAGGUAUCAUGUGUGGCAUUUGGGCAUUGUUUGGGAUGGAGACCUGCACUUCAGUUCACUCAAACACUUCCUUUAGUAAAAUUGCUCAUAGAGGCCCAGAUGCCUGGAGAAUAGAAUUUGACAAGAAAGUUAAGAACUCUGUUGUUGGUUUCCAUCGUCUCGAAAUCGUGGACUGCCUGUAUGGGAUGCAGCCCAUGAAAUUGCAUCAAUACCCUCAUCUCACUCUGCUCUGCAAUGGUGAGAUCUACAACUGCAAGAGGCUGAAGGAGCAGUAUGGGUUCAGCUAUGAGACAAACUGCGAUGUUGAAUGUAUCUUGCACCUGUAUGCCACAGGUGGCAUAGAACACUGUGCUCGUAGUUUGGAUGGUGUUUUUGUGUUCUGUAUAGUGGACUCUGCCAAGCGACGUGUGUUCAUUGGUCGUGAUCCUUAUGGUGUUCGACCCCUUUUUCGCCUUUACAGUACCACAGGGGUUCUGGGAAUCUGCUCAGAAGCCAAAGGUUUGAUUGACCUAGCACAUGAGCUGGAUGGAGCAGCCUGGAAUCUGGAGCCAUUUCCACCUGGCUUUGUGAAAGAGUACGAGAUUAAGGCAAAUGGCAGGACAAGCAUCAUAAUGAAGAAACCAUUCUACAACAUUGGAGAUCGGCCAUUCUUCAAGCCUUUCAUCCCAUAUGACGCUCUGGUCAGUGAGGAUAUUCAUGCCAACAUCCGGACACUGCUGACUGCUGCAAUCAAGAAGCGCCUUAUGGCUGACCGACGAAUAGGUUGCUUGUUGUCUGGGGGUUUGGAUUCAAGCCUUGUGGCUGCACUACUAGUGAAGUUGGCAAAGGAGGCAAAUUUGCCUUACAGAAUUCAGUCAUUUGCAAUUGGUAUGGGAGACAGUCCAGACAUCAGAGCAGCACGAACAGUGGCACAACACAUUGGAACAGAACAUCAUGAGGUCAUUUUCACUCCGGAGGAUGUGAUUAGGGUGCUUGACAAAGUGAUAUACCAUCUGGAAACACCUGACAUCACGACUGUCAGGGCCUCCAUUGGAAUGUACCUGAUAUCACACUUCAUCAAGCAAAACACCGACACAACAGUGGUGUUCAGUGGCGAGGGUGCUGAUGAGGUGGCGCAGGGUUACAUUUACUUCAGGGAUGCCCCAUCAGCAGAAAUGGCCCAUGAAGACAGUCUCCGUCUGCUCAAGGACAUAUAUUUAUUUGAUGGACUGAGAGCUGACCGCACCACAGCGGCACACAGUUUGGAGCUGCGUGUACCUUUCCUCGACCUGCAGUUCACAAACUACUACUUGGGGCUACCAGCAGCUGCACGGCAGCCACAGGGAGGUGUUGAGAAGCAUCUGCUGCGCUCUGCAUUUGAUUCAACAGAUUUGCUGCCGAAGUCCAUCCUGUGGAGACAUAAAGAGGCAUUCAGUGAUGGUGUGGCAUCAGCAAAGAAGUCACUGUUCCAAGUGAUUCAGGAAUUGGUGGACUCCCAUCUGAAUAUUGAUGCGCUAGAGAAAGCACCUGGAAAGUACCCACACUGCACGCCAACCACCAAGGAGUCACUUUAUUACAGGGAGGUGUUCGAGAAGAACUUCCAACAUCAGAGCCACUUCCUGCCUUACUUCUGGAUGCCUCGCUGGACUGAUGCAAGAGAUCCAUCAGCACGGUUCAUCAGCCAUUAUGCAGCGGACAAACAGUGACUUGUUGGAUCAUUCGUGAAUUUUGGCUUCAUAAUGCAAAAGAACUGACCUGGAUACAAUUCUAUAUUGUUCACUUGAACAUGGAACUUUUGUGUUGAGUGCAAGACAUAAAUUACUCUUUGCAAACCAUUCUCAUCAGAAAAGGGAUCAGGCAUUAAACUGGUAGGUAUUUCUAUGGCCAGUAUUUCAGGUAACUUUGACUUUAUCUCCACUAUGUCAUUGGGCUUCUCCAUAUUUAAUAUAAAUUAUUAUAAUACCUUGGAGUGAGAAUGGCUCAGUCAGUAUACCAACAGGGUUGUAGACUGGAUGACCAGAGUAUCAUUCCCUGCAGGGACAGAAAUCUGCAUAUGAAGCUCAUCCUGGUUUAUAUCCGAUGUGGACCAGGGAUCAGUGGUGGUACAGCAGGAGGCAUAUGAAACUGACCAUUCAUCUGUAUCUACUGUAGAGGCUAUGCAGGGGCUGAACAAAGUAAUGAAAACACUACAGAUACUGUACACAUUCCAUUAUUAAUGUUGUGACAGAAUAAUCCAUUGCUAGGCAUCGGCUCUGUAAACACUACCUAAAAGCCGGAAUAGUGGAGCUAAAGCGGACAUCCAUUACUGAGUGACAGCUCGGUAAUGUUCCCACUGCAACAAAUAGCAACAAACGAGUUGUUGCUGGGUAGCAAGUCACUGAACACAAGGGUCCCGUGACAAGCAGAAUAACAGAGGAACUGUUCAGUGUGGUGACUUACAUUUGGGCCACAUGGAAGUUAUAAAAGGGUCAUGAUUCAUUUGCAAGAGAGGACAGGAGUUCCAUGUGUGAGCAGUGAUUCGUCAUUCAUCAUUCAUCGCAGUAGAAGAGCAGACACUCAUAGUCCAGUAAGGAAUUGAGCGAGUCAUUGAUUGUGAGCUGUUAUAAUUGGUUGUAAUUGUAAGGAAGUGCCAACAAAUCCAAUCACAUAAUCCAUAACCCAUUAUUAUUAUUAUCAGUCAUGUAAACCCUGUAUACAUACCAGUAUGGCGUUAGACCAUCUUUUGCCUUCAGUACAGCCACGGUCCUUCUUGCAAUGGACUCAUACAGGUUUUGAGCACUCUCUAGUGGAAUUUUAUACCAUUCUUCUUGGAGAACAUCUUCAAGUUGUUUUAGAAAUUUUGGCGGUGGGAAUCUGCCCCUCACUAUAGCCUCCAAAACUGACAAGUUGUUUAAUGUUGUUCAAAUCUGGUGAUUGUGCUGACCAAGGAAGAUGUUGAAGUCCACCUUCAUGCCCUGCAGACCAUGAAUGAACAGUUCUAUUUUUGUGAAUGGGGCAUUAUCAUCUUGGUGGAAAACUAUUGUUCAAAAAUAUCUGGAUCAUGGGAUGCACCUGAUAGCCCAGUCUGUUCAUGUACUCCCUUGCAGUAAUUUGGCCGUGACUGGUAAUAAUGGGACCAACAGAAUACCACAGUAUUGCUGCCUAAACCAUGACAGAACCUCCCCUGUGUUUCACUGUUGGAACCAGGCAUUCCGGAUUGUAGGCUUCCUUGGGUGUUCUCCAAACAUAAACUCUUCCUGAUAUAGGGAACAGCGUGAAGGACGACUCAUCUGACCAUAUGUGGGAAUUUCCAGUUGUCUGAUCCAGGUAUUAUGGUCAUGACACCAUUGUUCACACAUCGCAGCAGAACUUAACGGUGAUCAGAGGUUUAGCAGUUGCAGCCCUACAAUGGAUGUUGGAUUUGUGAAGCUCAUGUCAGACAGGUUUUGUGGAAACAGGGUCUUCAGGAUACAAAUUCGAUUUUGCUGUCACCUGUGCUGCUGUAGUUGUGUGAUUUUUUAAAUAGUCCUCAGUAUGUGACAGUCUCUUUCUGUCAGUAUUGAUUUUUGCCCACUGUUCCCUCUUUGCUCAUGUCGUCUUCCCAUUAUUUGUGUAUAGCGACAUAACCUUAGAAACUGUCACUCUCACUACACCUAAUAGUGUGUCAGUUUGUAACCUUAGAAACUGUCACUCUCACUACACCUAAUAAUGUGUCAGUUUUUGUCACAGAUGCUCCAGCUAAAUGCACGCAAAUGAUCUGGCCUCUUAUAUAAUCAGACAGGUCUCUCAUUUUCUGACCCUUUCACAUGGACUCUCACUCAAGCCAAUUAAUUCAGUGACAUGAUCGCUACAGAACGUAAACAACGGAAGAAGAACAUUCAGUGUUGUCAACUGAAGUUCUUUCAAUGUAGCCAACGCAAACAGAUUCCAUUCACAAUUUUGUAGUGUUUCCAUUAUUUUUCCACCCCGUGUAUAUGCAUGGAACUAUGCAAUGAAUUUCCCAUCAUGGCGUAGUGCUUAAAUGAGCACAGAGACAACUUUUUAUUUUGUAAAUGUAAAAUGUGUAAUUAAAUUACACUGUGAAAGUUAGUAUGACAUAAAUAAUAUUUAUUAUUGUUUGCUGGUUUUGGUUGUGACUAUGCAUCUUUAUAUUUUGAUAUAAGAAAAAAAGUAGUCAAAAAGUUAAUAUUUUGUUACUGACUUAAUUUAUUACACUUGUUGUUCUUUUAUAAAGGCAUUUCACAUUAAGGUGCUCUAAAGGACCUGUGUAUGUGAUUGAAAUAUAAAUGUGGGAAUUGAAUGGUUUC
Molecule: messenger RNA, 4891 nt
Organism: Cryptotermes secundus
Lineage: Eukaryota; Metazoa; Arthropoda; Insecta; Blattodea; Kalotermitidae
Gene: AsnS
Product: asparagine synthetase [glutamine-hydrolyzing]
Exons: 12
Coding region: 635-2311 (558 amino acids)
Cellular component (GO): cytosol
Molecular function (GO): asparagine synthase (glutamine-hydrolyzing) activity
Source: RefSeq, a predicted model, not a curated record